AUGGUUGACACGUUCAUCGCCUAUCUGCGCGCGGUGCGCCACAGCUCGCCCGCUACCGUUCGUGCGUAUCGGCGUGAAGUGGAGCGUUUCCUGCGGUCGGUCGGCACCGAUGAUCCGCGCUCGGUCGACACCGCCGCCGUACGUCGCUAUAUCGCUUCCUUGUUACGCGACGGCCUGGGACCGCGGUCCGUGAAUCGGGCCGUGAGCGCGGUACGCUCAUUCUACCGGUUCCUGCGGCGCUAUGACGGCGACACGCCGGAUCCGACCGCGGGUCUGCGCGGGCUGCGCGCCGACUCCCGGCUGCCGGUGUUCCUGUUCGAGGAUGAGGCGGCGGCCGUGCUGGAGGUGCCGGGAGAGGGACUGCUGGCGGCGCGCGAUGCGGCGUUGCUGGAGCUCCUCUACGCGACCGGUUGUCGGGUUGCCGAGGUAGCGGCGCUCCGGCUCGACGACGUCCAGAUCGAUGCUCGUACGGCCCGCGUCACCGGAAAGGGCGGCAAGCAGCGCAUGGUCUAUCUGACCCAGCCGUCGGUCGACUCGCUGCAGGCAUACCUGCGGCACCGAUUCACGGCGCAUCCGGAGUCCCGCUCGGAGCCCGCGGUCUUUCUCAACCGGCGCGGAGGCGCCCUGAGCGACCGCGGCAUGCGCUUGGCGGUAAGCCGCUACCGUCACCAGGUCGGCAAGCCGAUGUCCCCGCACACGUUCCGGCACAGUUUCGCCACGCACCUGCUCAACGGCGGGGCCGACAUCCGGACGGUGCAGGAGUUGCUCGGCCAUGCGAGCCUGUCCACCACCCAGGUGUACACCCAUACCAGUGUGGACCGCCUCCGCGAUGUCUACGCCGUCGCCCACCCACAUGCCGGCCGGCGCCGAUCGGACGCGGCGCCGUGA
This is a messenger RNA of Geodia barretti, 888 nucleotides long. NCBI's taxonomy places the organism in Eukaryota, Metazoa, Porifera, Demospongiae, Tetractinellida, Geodiidae. The record is from the annotation of a GenBank genome assembly.